AUGGUUCCUCUCAUCCCCGCGCUCAUCCUCGCUUUCGUGUCUUUUAUAGCUUCAGCCUUUGUUAUACUCCGCAUUGUUAUUCCAAUCCUACCCCCGCAUCCACUCAGCAAGCGUGUUUCACCUGCUGAAUUCGGAUUACCCACCUUCCGCUCUCUCUCACCUGCCGACAAGAGUCACAUCUGGCUGGCAAGUCUCGAUAUCGUCGCCCUCGCCAUUUUCGUUUGGCAAGUAGCUGUUGAAUCCACCUCGGGGCCAACCGGUGGAAUCGCCCUCGCCCUUAACCCUGGAUCAGCAGUUCGACUGUGGAUUGCAGUCACUAUUCGCCAAACAUGCCUCCUCUUCAUCGCUGCAGUUACUCUCCUCCAUGUUCGCAUGGCACAGUCAGUCUCCUUCGGAGGUCGUCACUGGAUGUUGUGGGCGCCGACCGCCCUGUUCGUCAUAACUUCAACCACCGUCGCCGGUGUUCUUUCCGGCAGUGGAGUCCACACGCUGUUCUACGGUCUCACUGCAUAUUCAAUUACCAUUGGUGUCUUGACUGGUGUAUGCUUCGGUUACCUCAUCCGCACAUUGUUCAUUAUCAAGAAAAACCUCGAGGCAAUGAAUGAACCCGAAUCCUGGCCACCUGUGAGGCAAAUGGAAGAGAAACCGAGACCUUCAUUUGCAACUGAAGAGAUCGACGCUAUUCGUGAUGGAGCCUCCUGGAUUACCUCCAACGCCAGCUCGCGAAGAGCCUCCAUGUCGGCAUGGUCGUUCACAACCCAUCAAACAGCUACAACGACCAAUCACGGACAAGGACGCCCACAGAGCGCGAUGCACCCAUCUGUUCCCGCAAAAUCCUCUUUUUGGUUUGGUUCUACGACCGCAAACGACAUUCAAGUUCCGCCUGUUCCCCCUCUCCCGUCUCCUUAUGGCCCAAUGUCUCCAGUGACCCCUGAGUGUGAUCCAUUCAGAAGGUCUCUCCCUCCACUUCCUAACCAGCAAAAGCCCCGAAUGGGAUCACAAAGUUCAUGGCUGACGUCUUCCCAAGGAUCUCACACUACAAUCUCUUCUUGGUCCUACCCCACAACAAUUCACGAUCUUGAAGGAACAACUCCGCGACCCAGUACCCAAGAUUUCCGCACUGCCUAUUCUCCAGGACCGGAAACGGCACGUACAGCAACGCCAGCUAUGGCAGAUGCUCAAGUUUUGGGUGGAUACGGAUACGCACCUGGAGGUAUGGAGGUCGAGAAAGGCCUUGCUUCUUUAGCAGCUCCCCCCGGCACUACGAUUCAAAUUUCAAUGUUGCCUGCCUAUGGAUGGUCAGUUAUGAUUUGCACUCCUCUGUUUUUACCUCUUCCUUACUUUAUUAUCCUUGCACAGAAUUCCACACCUUCUAUGGCGGUGCAGAUUUUAUUCAUAUUAUCUGUAACUUUGUCAUCGCCCCUUUUGGCCCUUAACCUUCUCUUUGGUGCCCACCUCCCAAUUCCUGUCGGUUUGUUCGAUGUUCGCGAGAACCUACCAACAGAUCCCAACCGUGCUCUCGUUCAAGGAAGCCUUCCUACCAACAAAUUCUCACAUGAGUACAAGCGCAGCACUAGCUGCAGUGUUACAGUUGUUGAAGGUCGUCGUAGCGGGGAUGUCUGGCUCAGCAAAGGUGAUGCCGUUGACGGCAAAGGAAAGAUCGGAAGGGCAGUCAGUAUGCUCACGGCCACGCCCAAACUUUCUGUGCUUCCUCUUGAAGAACCUCACGAUGAGUAUGACAUGCCACCAGUUCCAUUUAAAGAGGAUUCUGGUCCAGUCCACGUCAAUGGCACACCACAAUCUGACAAUAGUGUUCAGUUCGGAAGAUUCAGGCCAGAGUCCAAGGCUAGCUCUCACCUUUCCGCUGGGGAUGAAAGUAUGGCUUUCGCAAGUCGUAUUAUGGUUGCCCAGAGACAUUACUCUGCUCUUGCUCAGACUCUUCACGUAGCUGGAGCAGGAAAUAGCGUUUCUGGUGGUGCUCGGGAUUCCAUUGGGGUAAACACACUGGUUAGCGUUGCAUCCGGUGCGGCAACCAACAAACGUGCCAGUCAAUCGUCUCAUCUGCGCUCGCGAUCCGUAACUUCGACCAAUGCACCCGAUACACCAACUAGCCAAGAACGAUUUAACAUCAGUCCACCACCGUCAUUCCCUCUUCCUCCUACACCUCCUAAUGUCAGGGCCACACGUUUAGCUAUGCUCGCGCACAAGAAAUCGUUCUCCUCUGGACAAAGCUUUUCCUUCAAUGCCGUCGAUGACAUUAACGAAAUUGAUGCUCUGACUGCUGGUGUUCUCCCGCUCCUUAUUCCUGGCCUUACACUUGGUGAUGAUAUCAAGAUCAAGAAUGGUGACUACGCACCGCCUGCCUCAUAUAGCAAGGGAAAGGGUCGGAAGGCGGGAAAGAAACUCAAGGAAUUCGGAGAGGAUUUUUCGUCUCCUGAAGUGCACUCUACCCCUGCGCGAACUCGCCUCCCCCGAGGACGUAAGGAAUCUGGACAUAAAAGGAACCACUUCAGUCUCCCUAGCCUCAGUCUUGGCAAGGAUCAUAUGCAUUCUCUGGCAGCCUGGAGCACAGAUAUUCGGAACGCUCUGGAAAGCAAAGUCGGCCAAUACACUGCAGUUCCAAGUAACGUCGAUAUCAACCGCCGCAACACCGUUUUAGGAGUCGAAACUGCCCUCUCGCAGCUGCAAGUGGUUGAAGAGGAGGAGGAGAAAUUUUCAAAGGCCAAUCUCGGACGUUCUAUGUCAACUCGAUCGCUCGGACUUCGCGCAGACGUUCCUCACAACGUGGAUUCUGAUACCGCACGUUCAUCAGUUAUUAGCAUCUCCAACAUGCCUCCAUCUGCUGCCUCAACCGUCACACUGUUUGAAGAGUUCGAGGCCGGAUUGUUGGCCGAGCCUCAGGGCGAGAGUACUCCUCACCAGAGCACUUUGACGAAGAAGUCUGCACCGCGCCAACAAAGAACCUCGCUGCUCGAAAAACGUCGUUCCGCCAUCCGAUACAUCAAGUCCGACAACGACCAAAAUCAACCUACUGUGCAAUCCUCGGAGCAAGUCAUUGAAGAAAUUGAAAAUGCUGGACCUUCUACCAUAUCCUCUAUUGCGCAAUGGUCUUCGCGCGCUGUCCAACCGCUAAUGCCGAAAGUAAUUAAUCAACUGGCCCGUAGUCCGUCGGACGCAUCCUCGCCUAAAGAAGGCUUGCGCAAGCUGACUCUUCUACAAGACCGCGACAGUACUAGUGGACCGGCUAAAAUUAAGCCAUUGACAUUGGUCGGGAAACGCCAGAAGAUGCGCGCAGCCGCUCAAGACGAGAAUGCUGCUCCAGGACCUGCACCUGCUCCGCGCAAUAAGAAUCACAAGGCAUUGACGCUCGCUCGCUCUGAUACAAGCAAGAUGCGAGGGAUUCUGCGCAAGAAUGAGAUUCUUCCUGAUGUUGUUGUCCGUCCACCUUCUAUGUCGGAGCACAACGCUUUCUCCUACAGUUUCCGUGAUUGA
Messenger RNA from Psilocybe cubensis, 3492 nucleotides. RefSeq lists its product as uncharacterized. Bases 1 to 3492 code for a protein of 1163 amino acids. NCBI's taxonomy places the organism in Eukaryota, Fungi, Basidiomycota, Agaricomycetes, Agaricales, Agrocybaceae. The transcript has 3 exons. The record is from RefSeq and is a predicted model, not a curated record.